UAAUAGAGCGGAUUUUACGACGAACUCCAAUGUUUUUAAAAUAUAAUUUGGUCUCUAAAAAAAGAAAGAGGGAUUAGGAUGUGGUGGUAGAGAUAUGUAGGGUGCACUUAAAGUAAUAUGCUACCACAAAAUAAUAUAUUUUUUUUUAAAAAAAAAAAAAAACUUGUGAUAUGUGUCAAAAUUGAAUUGAGGAGAGAAGGGGUUAGGAGGUAAGUAUUUUGGUAGUUAAAAUGAAAAGAGAAAGAAGUUGAAUUAAGGAAAAGAAAGAAGAAAAGAUGAGGGUAUUUAGGGAGGGGGAAUAUGAAAGGGAAGUAAGGUCGCAUCAAAAGGGGGUAUGGUUAUGAGUAGUAGUACAGAGCAUUGUGAUGGACCAUGGUCAAGUGCUUAGAGAUAGAAAGAGAAAUAAAGCAAUAAUGAAGGGGGUGGGUUCUGGGUCCCAUUUAUGGCAGGGCGUGGGAGAGGGAUGAACAUGACGUUGUCGGUUGUUUUUGUGUAUUGCCCUUCUCUUUGGGUGCCAUUUUACCCAUUCCAAAAAAUUCCAAAAUUACCCCUUCCUCCCCUCCCUUCUCUCUCUCUCUUCUUUCUCCUUCCCUAGCUUCUCCUUAAGCAACCAACCUGUCUCUUGUUGGAUAUGUACCUAGCCUGUUGGAUCCCUUGAAGCAUCCUUCCUCUUUUCCUUCUCUCUCUCUCUCAAACCCUAAUCUCAAAAAAAUUGGUUUCUGAUUUCUGAUCACUUUGAUCUUUUUUAAUGGCUAACCCCAACCCUAGCUAGCUUGGUCCCAGUUCUUCUUUUCCUAUUAUUCCCUUGUUUUUUUCUAAUUUCAUGGAGGAAAUUCAAAUGAGCAUGCAGCAGUAGUAGCGGCAGUUUAAUUUAAUUCGAUUUAAUUAGAUGGUUUUGGAAUUUACUCGUAUGGAUAUGAGAGAACAAGAGAAGGAAGUAAUAAUGCCUGGAGCUUCUUCCGGUGGCGCCGGUGCUUAUGGUCAUAUUUUUGGGGAAACUUCCUCAGAAAGGAGAAUAGACUCGAUUCAUAACGGCUCUCAUCACCAUAUCCAAACCGACCACCACAAUGGCGAGAAUGUUGGCGGCGGCGGCGGCGGGGGUGGUGGAGGUGGAGGAGGUAAUUUUUCCGCUGGCGGUAGAUCCAAGGUACGGGGGGCGGUUUCUGGAGUUAGGUAUCGUGAAUGUUUGAAGAAUCACGCGGCGAGCGGGGGGAAUAUUUACGACGGAUGUGGAGAGUUUAUGCCGAGUGGUGAAGACGGAAUAGAGGCACUGAAAUGCGCUGCUUGUGAAUGUCACCGGAACUUCCACCGGAAAGAAAUCGACGUUGAGAGUCAAUUGAAUAUUAGUCCUAAUUACAGAAGAGGUCUAAUGCUUAACCAUCUCCCUCCUCCACCAUUGCUCCCUUCCGCUCUCCAUGGUCACCAUAAAUUCUCCAUGGCAUUGAACCUUCAUUCCAGUCCUACUGCUCCAAUCAUCGCUCCGAUGAUCGCCUUCGCCGGUGGCGGCGGAAACGAGUCUUCUAGUGAAGAUUAAACGUUUUCAGUCUAAUGCGAGGUCAUGCCGCCGUCUUCCUUCUCCUUGUAAAAGCGUUUCCGUACAAAGUUCACACAGGAGCAAAAGGAUCGAAUGCUUGAGUUUGCAGAGAAAGGAUGGAGGAUUCAGAAACAAGACGAUAAUGAAGAAGUGGAAAGAUUCUGUACGGAAGUCGGAGUGAAACGUCAAGUUCUUAAAGUCUGGAUGCAUAACAACAAGAACACUGUGAAGAAGCAGAACGAAAAUCACGAACCUGAAAUCGCCGGUACCGGCGCCGGUGCCGGCAUUAUGAAUGAAUCGUAACUUUGAAUUAUCCAUGGCCAAUACCUGCAGAAGAAGGUAAGAAUCACGUACGUUAAAUUAGAGGAAUAUAACGUUUAUAUAAUUGAAGGAAUAUUGAGAGACGAUUUUAUGUCAGAGACCUUCUUUGUGAUUCUUCAUCUUAAUUAAUUUUAAUCCCUCAAUUAUUUAUGGUUUUAA
Molecule: messenger RNA, 2014 nt
Organism: Benincasa hispida (wax gourd)
Lineage: Eukaryota; Viridiplantae; Streptophyta; Magnoliopsida; Cucurbitales; Cucurbitaceae
Gene: HB33
Product: homeobox protein 33
Biological process (GO): regulation of developmental process; regulation of DNA-templated transcription
Cellular component (GO): nucleus
Molecular function (GO): DNA-binding transcription factor activity; transcription cis-regulatory region binding
Source: RefSeq, a predicted model, not a curated record